Messenger RNA from Erpetoichthys calabaricus (reedfish), 11375 nucleotides. It is a transcript of the gene setbp1, whose product is annotated as SET binding protein 1. Gene Ontology annotation, molecular function: DNA binding. Lineage: Eukaryota; Metazoa; Chordata; Cladistia; Polypteriformes; Polypteridae. The coding region runs from base 907 to 5565 and encodes 1552 amino acids. The record is from RefSeq and is a predicted model, not a curated record. The transcript is spliced from 6 exons.
CUGCGCGCGCGCGCGUGUAUGUGUGUGCAUGUGUGCGUGUGUGAGAUCAUUAUCAGAAACUGCUGCAGGACUAGUCACAGAGACCGAGAUGGAGUGAGGGAUACAGUCACAACUCUGAUUGAACACAGCCACGGGGGGAAAGAAAUCACUGAAAAACACCUUCUUCUGAUCUCCAUUAAUCGCCGUCCACAUCUCCGCAAACUAGCGACGCAGCCCUACCACUGGGAUUCUGGAUUUAUUCGGGAUAUUUCGGCUUUUUUUCCGAUGCAGCAGAACAACCGAAGAAGAUCGGCUUGAUUUUUUUCCGCCACUCCGGGUGUAGGAUUUGGGAAGGAGAGCUAUGGAGGAUUCUGAUUGACCAGAAAAAUUAAGCAAAGCAAAGAGGGGAGGGGGAUACAUUGGGAAAAAAAGGAGCUGGACGGCUUUAACCUUUGUGUUUUUAAAGGACAGCUGGGAAAUGCAUCCAUUUUGAACCGGUGGAUCUAUCGAACAGAGUGAUUUGACUACAAAAUUCAUUUUCAUAUCUGCAUUUUUUAUUAAGUAAAGGCUUCAGCAGACGCCAUUUUCCUGUUGAUUUUUGGAGCCUCGCUGUAUUUGACAGAUCACGGGGAAGAUGGCAUUGCAGUUGGGGCAUGUUUAAAUUGUGAUUUCCGUGGAUUUAAUUUAAAAAGGCGAAAACGAAAAUAGUAUAAAUAGGAAAAAACACAGAAAACAUCAGUAUCGCUAUUGAGGACUAUUGCGUUGGAUAUGAUUCGUUACACCAUUGACCUUUAUUCUACAACUGGGAUUGUUGGAACGGUGUCAUCCGUGGAUUUCUGAGUCUGUCUUGAGUAGUAUAUUGUUGGAGCAUCAUCCGUUUUAGCUGUUCCACAUUUUCGCAUCCCGAGUUAAUUGUCGGGAUCACCAAUGGAGCAAAGAGAACUAGGUGGUCCUUCCCGACCCAAGGGAGGUGAGGCAGAAUUUAGGCCGGGUGGCAGUACUCCAAACCCAAACAAUAUAUCUGAUGGAAAUGGCGGACCCCUCCCUGCCCAAGGAAAGGGAGUACCAGCUGGGGAGGAGAGGGUUGAUCCCGAAGAGGAAGAUGAUUUAGGACUGGGGAGGGAUGUGGACUCCAAUUCAAACCCAGACAGUGAAAAGUGGACACCUGGGGAUGGUCUGGAGGAGAAGGAGUUCUCAAUCAAAGAAGCCAGCUUUUCUGAAGGGAGUCUCAAGCUCAAGAUCCAGACAACAAAGAGGGCCAAAAAGCCCCCUAAAAGCCUGGAAAAUUACAUCUGCCCUCCAGAGAUUCGGAUCACCAUCAAGCAGACUGGAGAGCAAAAGGGAGCAAAGAGUGGAAAGAUAAUCAAAGGGACAGAAGAUGAAAAAGGGCUCCCUAAAAAGAAGCUGCCGUGCCUGCCACAAGCCAGAACAAACUUGCCAACACAAGGAGCAAAAAGCAACAACGGGACAAGCCGAAAGAGAACUCCAUCCUUAAACGACGUGACAGACUUUGGCCAGCAAGUGGGCUUGAGUAAAAUCUAUGAGAAAUCUUACAAACCUGCUGAGCAAAAUGAAGGAGACCAUCAGGUGGAUUUUCUCAGAGAGGCUGUGAAACCAAAGUAUCAGUCCAAGAACAAUUCCCAUCAUAUGGAGUGGUUGACAACACCAGCAGGAGGGUCUCCCUCCCAGGGCAUUUUAGUGGACUCAGAAUCAAAAAGUGGACACUGCAAAAGCCCAGCUACAGAAAUUGGAGGAAUUCUUCUAAAGCCACAAAUUAAAAAGCCUAGUGGAAGUCCCAAUGUCAGUCAGUUUAGCACUAUUACCAGUCAAAUGUCAGCCACUUCAGUACGUGCACCAGCCAUGGGUCUUGUAUCUCAGGCUGUCGGUCAAGGAGAAAACACCAUGAAGACAACACCCACUCACAAGGACGAUAGAGGGCUGCAGGAAUUGUCUGAGCAAAUGUUUGGCAACAUUAAGAGAAAAUAUGGAAGAAAGGACUCAAUGAGAAAUCUGAUUAAUCACAGCUCAGGGGCACAGUGGAAUAAAAUUGUAGCAAAAGAGACUGAAAUAAAAAUUUCAGAAACUAUUACAGAGAAGGAAGUGCUGGAGAUUGAAAAGAGCCAUGAUAUGUCUCAUGGAGAAAACACAAGUACUGGGAUUGCUCAAGAAAAGGACGAAAAUGUUUUACAAGGAUCAGUUUCCAACCAAGCAGAAGUUGCCAGCUUUCCAGGACGCAAGAGGAAAAACCGUAAAUCACUAAAAGGUCAAGUACAUUUUGAGAGCACCUCAGAAAAAGUGCAGUUAGAAUCUGAAGUGAAUGAAAAAAGUGAUGGCAUUGGGAGUGGACUGUCAGACUCCCAGCAAACCCGUCUUAAUAAGAAUGAGUUGAGAACACCUAGAAUAGCAGAAAAGGAUCCAGAGUGUGAGCCUAUGGGCAAUCCUGAAGUUAAAACAAGUGAAACCACUGAGGCUUGUAAAAGCAGACUUAGAAAACCUGUAGUUGUGGGAAAACUAAGUAUGUUUUCAGACUUGGAACAGCCUGGCAGCAAAGUGUCUGAAAUUAAGCAUCCAAAGCUGAAAGCAAAGCAAAGGUGGACUUCAAAUAAGUCCAAAAGUAUCAGCAUCCCAAAAGAUAUAUCUAACCCAACAGCAACCAUUGUUGACCCACCGUCAGCUUAUCCUAUCACACCCUCUAGUCCUCUCUACACCAACACAGACAGCCUAACAGUUAUUACUCCUCUAAAAAAGAAAAGGGGGCGACCCAAAAAACAGCCUCUGCUAACUGUAGAAACGAUUCAUGAAGGUACGUCAACUAGUCCUAUAAGCCCAAUAGCUCACGAGGCAUCCGGUACUCCAAAGAAGCGAAGAAAGAAAAGAAGCCUGGCAAAACUAGUGCAUAUUUCCCCUUCAAACGAGUCCCCGUCUAACCAGAUUAAGCUUAAUAAAAAAGUCAGAAACUAUGGUGUUCUCGAUAAGAAGACAAUUAGGACAAUAAACAAAAUGAAAAUGGUUAAACGAAAGAAUAUACUGAAUGAGAUCUUGUCAUGCUCUGCAAGCAGCAGUCUGGUUUUAAAGUCCAAGGUCCCCACAUCCAGUUCAGUUUCCACUGUAGCAUCAAACAUUGAAUCUCGCCUAGGAAAGCAAAUCAAUGUAAGUAAGAGAGGGACCAUCUACAUUGGCAAAAAAAGAGGAAGGAAACCAAGAGUUGAGCUGCAGCUUCAGCAAGAUGAGCACAAAGCAAGCGAAAAGCACCCUGUGCCUGUUCUGAACAUGUCUGAAAACCCAGCAGUGCCUUCCAACCCACAGUCUACAGCCAGGAUGCCUUUACCCAUCACAGCACAGCUACCUGUUGACAAAGCUGUGGGGCCAGGUGGGAAUUUAAGUCCUACAACUGCAGAUACAACACUGCAUGAGCUCAAGACCAUGCCAAACUUGCAGCCCAUUAGUGCAUUGUCCACCAAAGCUCCCAAAGGCUUGCACAGUAGUGGCUGGAAGCUUUCUCCUCCCAGGCUCAUGGCCAACUCGCCUUCUCAUCUCUCUGAGGUUGCCUCUCUCAAAGAGGUGACACUGUCUCCAGUUAGUGAGUCCCACAGUGAGGAGACAAUUCCCAGUGAUAGUGGAAUUGGCACAGACAACAACAGCACAUCUGACCAGGCAGAGAAAGGACCAGCAUCCCGCAGGAGAUACUCCUUUGACUUUUGCUCUCUGGAGCCUUCUGAAGCUGCAGCGUUAGAAGCCAGCAACAAGGCAAAACGGGGACACUGCCCAAAACAUAGUGGUACAGUAGCUGUAGAAACAUUUUUAGCUCAUGAUGCCCUGAAAAAGCAGAAACACCGUCGUAAACGAAAAGGCCUUCAAAGCCGAGAUGAUUUGCAGUUUUUGGCAGACCUUGAGGAACUAAUUGGAAAAUUCCAGGUUUUCCGCAUCUCUCAUCGCAGCUAUACAUUUUACCACGAAAAUUCCUAUCCUAGCAUCUUCAGGGUCAACUUUGAUCAUUAUUACCCAGUUCCAUAUUUUCCAUAUGAUCCCCUGCACUACCUUCGUCGGAAUUCUGAAAUAAAGUCCAAGAAGAGGCGUGGCAGACCGGCCAAAGCCAACGAGCCAAUGACAAAGAUGCCUUUCCUUCAAGGGUUUGGAUACCCGAUCGCCAGCGGCAAUUACUAUGCACCUUAUGCAAUGCCUUAUACGUCAAUGCCUAUUGCCACUAGUAUGAUGAAUCUGGGUUACUACGGUCAGUAUCCAACUCCUUUGUACUUAUCUCACACGCUUGGAGCAGCAGCUUCUCCAUUUAUGAGACCAGCAGCCCCACCACCCCAGUUCCAUUCUGGUGCUCACAUGAAGUUGACCACUACUGCCAAACAUAAGACCAAACACAGUGCUCACCAGAUACCAUCUACAGGAAUGAACAAUUCCACAUCUACACUAGUGGCUCCCAAGAUGGGCAGCAGCAACUUGCCAAAUGUCCGCCUCCAUAAGCGUAAGCACAAGCAUAAGCACAAACAUAAGGAUGAUCAGCAGUCUGGUUCUCAGAGGGAUGAUCUUGGAGGACUCUUUAGUGGAGCAAAGAAUUCUAGUUACUUAAGCCUUCUGAGUGAACGAUUAUGUAUGUCUGACAAAGAGCCUUCUCUCCCUAAACAUAAGGAGAAGCAAAGGCUGCAGCAAAAUUUGGACACUCCACCAAGGAGUUCCAAAAAUAUUUUUGAAGUAGACACUCUUUCCACAUUGUCAAUCUCAGACACCCAACAGUGGAAGCGCACUCAUGAACGUGUUGAGCCGGUUAGUGAUUUCCAUGAUCCCUGCAUCCGACGACAUUUUGACAGUACACGAAGUCGACAAGAGCCACCUUCUGAUCUUUUUGGGGACCUACAAGUUUCGGGAAUCAAUGAGUCAAGCCUUGGAGGUAGACGGCGAAACCUAGAGAGUUUUGGGGUGUAUAGAGAACAAAACUUGGCACCCCUGAAGAAUAGCAAGAGAGACAAAGUGUCGCAAAUAUUUGACUCACCAGGUGUAGCAUCAGCAGAACCCAGUUCUACUUUGAAGAAGAGAUUCAAAAGGAAAGAAAUUGAGGAGAUUCAGUCUGAGGUUCGCAAGAUGUGCACGUUCUCCAAAAUCCUUUCCACGAAGAAGAACCUGGACCACGUGAACAAAAUAUUAAAAGCCAAAAGGCUCCAACGGCAAGCAAAAACAGGCAACAAUAUUGUAAAGAAAAGAAGAGGAAGACCUAGAAAACAACCUCUCCUCUCUGACGAAGAGCCAACAGCUCAGAUGCCCGUGCUUGAGAGGUGUGUUGACCUGCCUGGUAAAAAGAAUUCUCGUGCCUGUUUGCCCCCUGAACCCCUGGAUUUUUCCAAUCAAGAUCCCAUCAUGGACGCAAUUGAGGCUGUCAUACACAUGGCAAGGGAGCAGCCCAAGGCACCAACGAUGAGAGGGGGCAAAAGGCAGAACAAAGAGCAAGAGGAAGCGAGGUCAAAAAGACCACGCAAAUGUCGUGGCAAUGAGAAAGAAGACAUCUCUAAUACUGUGAGAAAGUAUGGCAGCUCUGGCCUCUCUUUGGCUAGCUAUCCAACGAUGCACUCUGCCCAUUGAGUCCUCUUUGCACUUUAGGGUAAUUUUGUUGACACAUGGGCAUUGUCACUUGACACCGUUACAAAAAAUUCAAUAAGAUACAAUACAUCUUGGAAAAAAAAAGUGGGAAAAAGAUUACACAGAGAAGUCGUUUCAGCUUACUGAAAACCAGCCAUAUUGGCACUUCAAACAUUCUACUGUGCUACUGCCGUGCUUGAUAACCUUCCCCCAAUCCCCCCCCACCCCCACCCCCCCAUGGCUAUGCCAUAAGUAACCAGCAAGUAUCUGAAUACCGAUCAUUUGCUUACACUGCAUAGCUUCAGUGACAUUGCCUUGGAUUUCUCUGUCUGUGACGGAGCAGUGCAUUAAGAGAAAUGGCAGCCUGGAAACAAAGCCUUUAUCCGACAAAGAACUGUGGCCUGACUGCGUUGUGCAGCGGCUGUGUGUGGUAUAAAGGAAUAGUGGAAUGUUGGCAUAUUUGGGGAAUGCUUGUAUAAAUCUAUCCAGGCUGUCACCACAUCUUCAUGCACAACAAAUCAGACUGUAAAUAUGAGCAUUUCUUCAUGCGGUACAUGCCUUUUUUUUGUACAAUGUGUUUCAGAAAGUAUUUUUAACUUAAUGGCUUAAAAAAGCAAACAACUGAAGAACGGUUGUACCCUAAAAUAAAGUAAUUAAAUAAGUUGGGUAUUAUUUUUAACCAAAAAUAGAGCUGGGUGUGACUCAAGACAAAUGCAUGUUUAGCAGAAAAAAAAAAAUGGAUCCCGAUUUUAUUUGUUCACGAGAAGUGGGUUCGCCACACUGUUGGAUACAACAGGGUGCACUGGUUAGUUAGCUGCGUUUCAGUUUACUUUUGAAGUUUAUCUCUCCUUCACAGAAACAUUUUCAUACUUCCAGACACCCACACUUUUCAAAAUUGAAUUAUAGUUAAAGGCAUUAAAUUUGCGUCACUACUUAGAUAUUUUUUUGUGCCUCUUGUUCAAAAAUCUGAUAAGUAAAGAUAAAAGUUGUAAUAAACUUGCCUUAACGUGGUAAAGUGUUACAGUUUUUCAAAAAUCGAGUAAAGAUGUGUUGUUUAAAUUUUUGAUUUAGCGUUGUCAAAACGUACGUUACUUUUUCGAAUUAUAACGUUAGUUUUUGUACAAAUCAUUUUUGGUAGUUUUUUUUUUAAUUAAAAAAAAAAUCGAAGGUUAAAAAUCAUAUAUAAUAUUUGUAAUGACCUUUUCAUUUUAGAUCGGAAAAACUUUUUUCAAUGUCUGUAAAGCGCACGUGUUGGUCAUAUUUGUCUGUCGUACGUUGUUGAAAGAUCAUUAGAUUGAUCUGAAAGGUAAAAUUUAGUCAAACCUUAAAAAAAAAAAAAUAAAAUUAUGCCAAACACCGUUUAAGAAAAUACAACGUGGAACAUCUGGCCAUACGCUUCUUAAUUUUGUCAGUUCAACAAAAUGAGACACAAAAUGUUCCUGCAAGUGAAAUGUCUAACGGAGUGAAUGUGAACAACUUUAUAUUUGCCAAGAAUAUUUCCUAUGAGCCAAACAUUCACUCUGCGGUUGGCAGUUUGUUUUGAGCAUGGACACUCCUUGCGUACCAAAUUUCCUCUUUUUGUCCUGAAAUGUUCUAAAAAGCAAUAAUCUUGUGUAAAAAGGGACAAAAGCAUCAAAGCUAAAGGAGUAUGUUUUAGUUUGUUAAAGUUAGCAAAGCCAAAGUAAUAUUAAUGUGUGAAAUGAAGAAAAGUGCUUUAUAACAGUAGUACUCUUUUUAUAGGGUGGGAUUUAAAAAGUUGGUCAUUUGGCAAGUAUUUUAUAUAUAUAUAUAUAAAAUAAAUGUAUGUACACACAUCUAUGUAGGCAUAUAUACAGUAUGUGUGUGUGUGUGUAUGUAUAUAUUUUGUAUUUAUUGCUGGAAUAAGAAAAUAAAUGAAGACGUACUUUGAGAUCAGCAUAUGCACUGGAUAGUAAAUUUUCUCUGGAGCAUUUUUAUCUACAAAUUGAUGAAAUAUGCAUUAGGUCAGGUGCCACAGCUUUUUCCGAGGAAUUAUGAAUUCAAGCCUUAACAAUUGACAUGCAAGGAGUGCCUUAUAUUUAUUUUCUAAGGCAUCAAAUUCCAUAACAAAUAUGCGCUUGAUAGAGCGAAGCAGAACAUAAUGCUUUAAAAAAAAAUUUGCUAAGAAAAUGAAAAAAAACAAAAACUACAAAUUUAUGGAUUUUGUUGCCCCAGAAUUCCAAGAGUGUGUGAUAAAGAGAGCUCUGCUCUGCGUUACCCAAUACAAAACUAUCGCAUACCGCCAGAGUCGAAACAAGCGUUCAGUUAAUCGCGCUCUUCCUUCACUGUAGUUUUCACUGUGGCGUUCUCACUUCUAGGUUUGCUAUGCAUCAGGUAUGCCAGCCACGGCUGGUAGAUAAUAGGAGACGGAAAUAUUCUGAAGUGAUUGAGCAAUCAGAAAAAUUCAGCUGUCUGUUUUGGGUCCACCCUUCCACAAAGAUUAAUAAGUGGUCUUAUUUAAUUUUUGAAGAAAAAAAAAAUAAUAAUAAUAAUAAAGGUAAUAAUAAUCUGCAAGAUGUGCAAAAAGAGACUAUCAUUGCAACUAUUACUGCAAAUAGAUCAGUAGAUCGCGUUUGCAGUGGAGCCUUAAUUUGAAAUUUAAUUAUUGAAGUAAAAGUGAACUGUAAAUACUGUAAUUAAACUGGGUUUUGACUGCAUGUAUGACAACUGUGUAUUGAAAACUUGGGUCUCCUUUGCAGUUCCUGACAAAAAAAAAAAAAAAUUAUGGCUUAUUUGGGUUAUGUUAACAAUUGUUGACCUUAAGAUACGUGUCUACUAAAGCAAGAAAUAUUGGCGAGCACCUCUGUGUUUUAAUACUUUAUAAUACAUAUAUAGUCAUAGCUUUUACAUUUUUUUGAAUGGUGCCUAAUACAAAAUGAAAGCACAGUUAUUAGUUUGGGGGAAGCACACACAAUUAUGCUUCUUUACAUUUUGUGUUGAUGUCCGUAAUUAUAUGCAGAGUGUAAUGGAAUAGGGACACACUGUGGAAUACAACAUGCUAUGUCGAUCCAUCAAUAUCCUAGUCAGUUUGUUUGUGUGCUGUGACAAACAUUGGAUAUAACAAUGAACCACACAAAGGACCACCUAUACAUUAUUAAGAAGUCCGCAUAUUGCUAAUUCUAAACUGGAGCAAUUAGUUCUUCCUUUACCUUCCAGCAUAGCUACAGACACCAUUCUUAUAAAAUGAGGCCAAACUCACAACCAUCCCUCGUAUAUGUGUGGAUCUCAGCCCAUAUGCUGUUCAUGUGGAGCUUGUACCUUCUCCAUGUGACACCGCAUGACUCCACAGUCAUGCUAGGUUAAUUGUAGAUGCUAAACUGGACUGGGUGUGCAUAGCUACCUAGCUGCUGCCCAUGGAGAUACCAUGGUUAAUGAGACUAAAUUGGAUUUAGGUAUCAAUCUCGACACAUCCCCUGCCGAUGUCUUGCUGGUAUAUUCUCCCUGUGACACCAUGAAGGUUUUUCUCUGUCAUGAAAGGUUAACUGGAGACGUUAAACUGGACUAGGUGUGGAUCUUGACCCAGGUACCGCCCAUGUGGACACUGUGGCUAAAUUGGAUUUGGGUAUCAAUCUCAGCCCAGUUACUGCUCAUGUGGAGCUGGUACUUUCUCUCUGUGACACCAUGGAGGUUUUAAUUGGUCGUGCUAGGUUAAUUAGAGAUGCUAAACUGGACUGGGUGUGGAUCUCGACCUAGGUAUUGUCAAUGUGGACACCAUGGCUAAUCAGAGAGGCUAAAUUGGAGUUGGGUAUCGAUCUAGGCCCAGCUGGUCCCUUCUCCUUUUUGCACCAUGAACGUUUUUUUCUAUUAUCGAAAUUGGACUGGGGUGGUCCCCAACUCUGUUACCAGAUGGCCGCAGUGGUGACUGGUUUUCAUUCCAUUUCUUAGUUAGUAUCUAACUACUGUUGUCAAUGAACAUACUUUAUCAACCUUGACUUUUUUUUAAGAUUUUGAAGCCUAAUUUGCUUAUUUUUUCCUUUACCCAGGAGCCUUUAGUAAAGAGAUUCUCCAGGUCAAAAACUUUUGUAUGAUGGUCUCAGAAAAAGAGAAUAAGUAAUAUUAUAAAUAUGUAUUGUGAUGGAGUGAGUUCACUGCCAGUCUUUAACUUGGAGAUCUCUAACUCAGUUCGUGGGAGGGUUGCGAUGGCUUCAGGUUUUCCCUGCAACCCAUUUUACAAUUUGAGGCCAACUUGUUCCAUUAAUGCUUCAUUCUACUUUAUUUAAAGGUAUGGCUUGACGGUGCAAAGUAUGUUCCAUUAGCAGCAGUAAUUGCAUACUAGUUUGGAAAGGAGCCAUUUCAAAUGAGAUUGCGAUCCCCUCUGAGUUAGACUGAGCGUAGGUACGUGUCCGUGUCUAUUGUGAUGCCAUCCAACGUUGGUUCCUGAUUUGUACCUGAUGAUGUCUGGGUAGGCUCUGCACUUCACAACUUUGAGGUCAGGAGGAUGGGCGUGAUUUCUCCGUGAGUUAAUGGUUUUCCAAAAACAAAGACCAAGGACUUCAGCUUCAAAUAGUGUAAAACUUCCUAAAAUCAUUACAUCCUUUCAAAUCAAUGAGAAAAACUAAAUCUAUAAUGUAUUAUUCAAGGGGUUUUUAUUUAUUUAUUUCGCAUAUACUGUAUACCGUGCAGCUUUCCCCAUUAUUAAUCUUCAUUAUGUGAAAAUUAUCCUGCGUGGUGGUCCUCAUAUGAUUUGGAAAGCCCUUAUUCUAGCAAAGGUACCGUCAUGCUCGUCACAGACUUUAUCGUCUGUAGCGGACAUCUUGAUUAUGUAUUGGCAUACAACUGAAUUCAGUGAGAUUUUAAUUACCUUACAUUCAAGUUGCAUGUGAUGGAGUCACACUGUGGUGUUUCUACUCAUCGAAUCAUUCACUGGUAUAGCUGGCUAAUAAAAUAUUUCAAGAAAUUAAAAAGAAAGCAAUAUAAAGUAUUGUUACAUUUUCUUUUCAUAUCUUCGCCCGGGCCAAUGACCAAAAACGUUGCACUCAUAGUUUGUCGUUUCACUUUCCAGCCAAAUAUUUCGUGUUAUCCUUAAAAAAAAUUCAAUGGAAGAAAACAACACUUUAGAAUUUACAGAGGUGUUCAGCUCGCCCGUGUUUUUUAUUUUAUGUUAUUUUUAUUUUUUUAUGUGUGUUUUUUUUCCCAUUUACAAAUGUUGCCACUUUUUAUUAAUAUUGGGAGUGAUGCCCACCUGCGAAACACUAAAAUCCCAAAGGUAAAAAAAAAACAAAACAUGUCAGUUCUGCCACCCUUGUUAUAACACAGGUUGCUGAAAAAUAAUUUAAAGGAAAAAAAAAAAAGUGUUCUAAAGUUUAUAAGAAAAAAGAAAAUGUUUCAGUAAAAGAAUUACAAAAUGAAGUAUUGAUUUAAAAAUAAUGUAACAUUGUACAUUACAGGAGCGCAGAUGGUGCUCUGAACAGUGCUGGCAUAUUUUAGUUUGUAUACAUAGUGUUUUUUAACCUCUUUUUAAUAGAGUGACAUUUUUUUUCUUUUUUUUUUUUUUUUUUUGCAUGUUCAAAUUGAUUGUAUGUAUACAUAUUUUAGACAAGGGGAAAAGUUAUUUGUAUUUUAAUUAAAUACAGAGGAAAAACUUGUACAUUGUUUGAUAUGUUUUUUUUUUGUAUUGGAUUUUUAAUUCAUGAAGCAUUUUUGUACAUUAUAUGAAUAUUAAAACUGCAAAUAUUUGGCAUAUAUAUGUAAGUAUAUAUUACGUACACAUACAUAUAUAUGCUGGCAUGCUUUUGGUCAUGUUUGUUCAUGAUCUAGUUGUUUGUUUUUAUUUUCUUCUUUUUCUGAAAGAGAAG